Molecule: messenger RNA, 3050 nt
Organism: Drosophila ananassae
Lineage: Eukaryota; Metazoa; Arthropoda; Insecta; Diptera; Drosophilidae
Product: ATP-binding cassette sub-family F member 1
Exons: 3
Coding region: 203-2938 (911 amino acids)
Molecular function (GO): ATP binding; ATP hydrolysis activity
Source: RefSeq, a predicted model, not a curated record
UAGGUUUAUCAGCCAUUUUCUAUAAUAAACAUUGAUAUUUUAGAUACAUAAACACAUGAGUAACUAUCGAUAACACAAAACAAAGGCAUCGCGUGCGCGAAUUCUUCACCUCUGCCAUCGCCAAGUGCUUCCUCUUCCGACUCCAACCCAAUUGGAGGAAUUUGCCAGCUGUGCACGUGAAAGUGAAACUAGGCAGUAGAACAUGUCCAAGGCCAAGGGUAAAAAGAAGGAACGCUUCGAUGACGAGGACGAGCAGGUGGAGAAAGUGGCGGCCGCUGUGACGGAGAAGAAAUCCGGAAAGAAGGGCAAGAAGGGAAAGCGUGGCGGUGACUCCAGUGACGAGGAUGUCGCCCCAAAGACUCGGAAUGCCGAUGACCUGGAGAGCGUGGCCUCCUCCACGCAAAGCAAGCAGCAGCAGCAGAAGAAACAGCCCAAGAAGGGUAAGAAGGGCAAGAAGAACGACGACUGGAGCGACGAGGACGAGAAGCCAGUGAAGGCAGCGCCUGCCGACGAUGACGAGGACGAAGACGAGCCACCCGUCCAGGCCAAGCCAGCGGCGAAAAAGCAGCCUGCCGGCAAGAAGAAUAAAAAGAACAAAAAGAAGAACGACGACUUCUCGGACGAGGAAGAGCCCGAUCUGGAUCUGAAGGGCAGCGACGAGGAUGAGGAGGAGGAGGUUGUGGUGGCGGCUGCCAAGCCAGCUUCCAAGAAGGCCAAGAAGAAGCAACAGCAGCAGAAGAACAAGUUCGCCAUGAGCGACGACGAGGACGAGGAGGAUGAGGUGCCCGAGGAGGAUCUGGAGGAGGAGGAGGUCGUGGCGGUGGCUCCCAAGAAGUCCCAAAAGAAGAAGCAACAAAAGUCCAACAAGUAUGCUGCCAGCGAGGAUGAGGAAGAGCUAGAGGAGGCGGACAAGGUGGAGGAGGAGGUGGCUCUCGCCGACAAAGUGGCAGCUGUGAGUCUCAAGGAGAAGUCCGUGGAGAAAGAAACGAAGCCAGAGCCCACUCCAGAGCCUACUCCUGAGCCAGAGGUAGAGCCCGAGGCGGAGGCCGAAGCGGAAGCCGAGGCAGAACCCAAAUCCGAGGAGAGCAAUCCCAAGGAUCCCAAGGAGAAGAAACUCACUCACAAGGAGAAGAAGAAACAGAAGAAGCAGCAGGAGUACGAGCGCCAAAUGGAGCUGAUGACCAAGAAGGGCGGUGCCGGGCACUCCGAUCUCGACAACAAUUUCACCAUGUCCCAGGUGCAGAAGAGCGCCGGCCAGCAGGCAGCCCUCGAGCAUGCCGUGGACAUCAAGAUCGAGAAUUUCACAAUCUCCGCCAAGGGCAACGAUCUGUUCGUGAACGCCAACCUGCUGAUUGCCCACGGACGUCGCUAUGGUCUGGUGGGUCCGAACGGACAUGGCAAGACCACUCUGCUCCGUCACAUCGCCACUCGUGCCUUCGCCAUACCGCCGAACAUCGAUGUGCUGCUCUGCGAACAGGAGGUGGUGGCCACCGACAAGACGGCCAUCGAGACGAUCCUGGAGGCGGACGUCCGUCGCACACAGAUGCUGAAGAAGGCCGACGAGCUGGAGAAGCAGUUCGCCGCCGGGGAUCUGAGUGUGCAGGAGGAACUGAACGACACUUUCGCCGAGUUGAAGGCGAUUGGAGCGUACUCGGCGGAGGCCAGGGCUAGGCGCAUCCUGGCCGGUCUGGGCUUCAGCAAGGAGAUGCAGGAUCGGCCCACCAACAAGUUCUCCGGUGGCUGGAGGAUGAGAGUGUCGCUGGCGCGUGCCCUCUACCUGGAGCCCACACUCCUCAUGCUGGACGAGCCGACGAAUCAUUUGGAUCUGAACGCUGUCAUCUGGCUGGACAACUACCUACAGGGCUGGAAGAAGACACUGCUGAUCGUGUCCCACGACCAGAGUUUCCUCGACAACGUCUGCAACGAGAUCAUCCAUCUGGACCAGAAGAAACUCCAGUACUACAAGGGCAACUACUCCAUGUUCAAGAAGAUGUACGUGCAGAAGCGGCGCGAAAUGAUCAAGGAGUAUGAGAAGCAGGAGAAGCGCCUCAGGGAGCUCAAGGCUCAUGGCCAGUCCAAGAAGGCGGCCGAGAAGAAGCAGAAGGAGUCGCUGACCCGCAAGCAGGAGAAGAACAAGAGCAAGCAGCAGAAACAGGACGAGGACGAGGGACCACAGGAGUUGCUGGCCCGUCCCAAGGAGUACAUUGUCAAGUUCCGAUUCCCGGAGCCAUCACAGCUCCAGCCACCGAUUCUCGGUGUCCACAAUGUCACCUUUGCCUUUCCGAACCAGAAGCCGCUCUUCAUCAAGGCGGACUUCGGUAUCGAUCUGACCAGUCGGGUGGCCAUCGUGGGCCCGAACGGUGUCGGCAAGUCCACCUUCCUGAAGCUGCUGCUCGGUGAACUGGAGCCCCAGGAGGGUGAGCAGCGGAAGAAUCAUCGCCUGCAUGUCGGCCGCUUCGAUCAGCACUCCGGCGAGCAUCUGACGGCGGAGGAGUCGGCCGCGGAGUACUUGCAGCGAUUGUUCAAUCUGCCGCACGAGAAGGCGCGCAAGGCACUCGGGUCCUUCGGUCUGGUCAGUCAUGCGCACACCAUCAAGAUGAAGGAUCUGUCCGGUGGCCAGAAGGCCCGUGUGGCACUCGCCGAACUGUGCCUCAGUGCGCCCGAUGUCUUGAUUCUGGAUGAGCCGACGAACAACCUGGAUAUCGAGAGUAUCGAUGCCCUGGCGGAGGCCAUCAAUGAGUACGAGGGCGGCGUCAUCAUUGUGUCCCACGACGAACGGUUGAUCCGCGAGACAGGAUGCACUCUGUACGUGAUUGAGGACCAGACGAUCAACGAGAUCGACGGCGAGUUCGAUGACUACAGGAAGGAGGUGCUGGACUCCCUGGGCGAGGUGGUGAACAAUCCCAGCGUGGUGGCCAAUGCGGCUGUGCUCCAAUAGCCAUAGGAACUACCUGCCUAUGUUAAUUGUUCAACUGUUGAGUGGUUUAGUCCGCUAGUUAGCCUUUUUUAUACCAACAUAAUAUACGAAUAACGAAAAUUCCGAGAGAGAA